CGUCAUGGGCCGAUCGCCCCUCCGCUAACCGCUCAUCCCAGGAAAAAGGGGCGCACAGAGGACAGGAUGCCAACAGCAAAACCGCAGCGACGUCUCUCUGCCUUGGGGCUCAGAGCAGCGGGCCGCGACCUCCCACUAACGCCUGCCGCAACCCAAGGAGGACACAAAAGUCAUCUUCCGGGCUGCAACAUUAACCGUCAUCAGCGCGCCUCUUCAGCGCGGACUGCGCCAACCCUGCGGCAGGAGGAGGCGGAGCCCCCGCUCUCGCCCCGCCUCCACCUCACGUGACCCGCACGGCGCUUCGAGGCCGGAAGCGAUUGCGAGCCAGCGCGCGCGCUUCGGCGUUCCCGGCGGUCUGCGAAGUUUCCGGAGCCCCGGUCCCGCCGCGGGUUCGCGCUUGUGCUCGCGCUCGUUCCUGGAGUCGGCGGCUGCUGCGCGCGCUCGUUGCCCAACCCGGUCCCCGCCCCCAGACACGCCGGGCUCUCGGGGCACCACAGCCAUGUGCUCGUUAGCGUCAGGCGCUACCGGCGGCCGGGGCGCUGUGGAGAAUGAGGAGGACCUGCCAGAACUGUCGGACAGCGCGGACGAGGCCGCCUGGGAGGAUGAGGACGAUGCAGAUCUCCCCCACGACAAGCAGCACACCCCCUGCCUGUUCUGUAACAGGUUAUUCACAUCUGCUGAAGAAACAUUUUCACACUGUAAGUCUGAGCAUCAGUUUAAUAUUGACAGCAUGGUUCAUAAACACGGACUUGAAUUUUAUGGAUACAUUAAGCUAAUAAAUUUUAUUAGACUUAAGAAUCCUACAGUUGAGUACAUGAAUUCCAUAUACAACCCAGUGCCUUGGGAGAAAGAAGAGUAUUUGAAGCCAGUAUUAGAAGAUGACCUUUUACUUCAAUUUGAUGUAGAAGAUCUUUAUGAACCGGUGUCAGUACCCUUCUCAUACCCCAACAGACUCAGUGAAAAUACAUCUGUUGUUGAAAAAUUGAAACAUAUGGAAGCCAGGGCACUGUCUGCUGAAGCCGCAUUGGCUAGAGCACGUGAGGAUCUGCAAAAAAUGAAACAAUUUGCUCAGGAUUUUGUGAUGCACACAGAUGUCAGAACCUGCUCGUCAUCUACUAGUGUCAUUGCGGACCUCCAGGAGGAUGAGGAUGGUGUUUAUUUCAGCUCAUACGGGCAUUAUGGGAUACAUGAAGAAAUGCUAAAGGACAAAAUACGAACAGAAAGCUACCGAGAUUUCAUAUACCAAAAUCCACAUAUCUUCAAAGACAAGGUAGUUUUGGAUGUUGGUUGUGGAACUGGAAUUCUCUCUAUGUUUGCUGCUAAAGCUGGGGCGAAGAAGGUUCUUGGAGUUGAUCAAUCUGAAAUACUUUACCAGGCAAUGGAUAUUAUAAGACUAAAUAAACUUGAAGAUACUAUUACACUAAUUAAAGGAAAGAUUGAAGAAGUUCAUCUUCCUGUAGAAAAAGUAGAUGUUAUCAUAUCUGAGUGGAUGGGCUAUUUUCUUCUGUUUGAGUCUAUGUUAGAUUCUGUCCUUUAUGCAAAGAACAAAUACUUGGCAAAAGGAGGCUCGGUCUACCCUGACAUUUGCACUAUCAGCCUUGUAGCAGUGAGUGAUGUGAAUAAACAUGCUGAUAGAAUUGCUUUUUGGGAUGAUGUCUAUGGCUUCAAGAUGUCCUGCAUGAAGAAAGCAGUUAUUCCAGAAGCUGUUGUGGAAGUUUUAGAUCCGAAGACUCUUAUUUCAGAACCUUGUGGUAUUAAGCAUAUAGAUUGCCAUACGACGUCUAUCUCAGAUUUGGAAUUUUCAUCAGAUUUUACCCUGAAAAUCACAAGGACAUCCAUGUGCACGGCAAUUGCUGGCUACUUUGAUAUAUAUUUUGAGAAGAAUUGCCACAACAGGGUCGUGUUCUCUACAGGCCCUCAGAGCACCAAAACACACUGGAAACAAACAGUAUUUCUACUGGAAAAACCAUUUUCAGUUAAAGCAGGUGAAGCCUUGAAAGGAAAGGUCACAGUUCACAAGAAUAAGAAAGAUCCACGUUCUCUCACCGUGACCCUCACAUUGAAUAAUUCAACUCAAACUUAUGGUCUCCAGUGAAACAGCCAUAAAAGCACACUACCUUGUAGUUUUUAAUGUGGGGGUAGAGUGGGUCAGCAGGAGGGAGCUGGUUUUAUGUGAGCAGAUGGAUGGAUGAUGGACCCUUUCCUAAUGAGCCUCCUCAAUAAGAGAGAAGUUCUUACUGUGGGAAUCUGACAUAGUUCAGCUGAGGAAGAGAAUCAGCUGAUCCUCAUGGUCUGCCACGUAAUCAUUUUCUUAGACGUUUGCUCCACCAGAUUUAACCAAAUGUAACUCCCACAUUGAGUUUAUCUUUAUUGAAAAUCAUUUACAUUGGCCUAUAUUUGGAAGAGAGAUACUCUUUUAAUAAGUUUCUUACUAUAAAUUUUAAACAAAUUGGUUAGUUAUUUGGAUAUUUUAUUAAACUAGUAACACAGGUACUACACAUUUUAUUAUGGACUCCUCUGAGGAGGAGUUUUUAAUAGUAUUUGCUAGAAAAUCAGGAUGUAAUAAAGAUUAGUGUAAAAAAACUAAAAUAUGGAAAAGAGCUUCAGCCUUCAUAUACAAAUCAUAUAUGCAGACAGCCUAGUUGAUUGUCUAUCUAGCAUACUUAGGGUUCUCAUUUUGUAGUUUCUUCCCUCUUUGUGACUAUUCCUUAGCCUUAUAGAUUUCUAGUACUGCCCAGGAAAUCUAAUUUCAAUACAUUUAUCCUAGGUUUCAUGAAAGUUUUUAAAGAUUGGGAUAAAUAUGUACUUAUUUACUAAUGUAUUAUCUUUUUCAAACCAGAUUUAUGUGCAAAGGUUAAACAUGUAACUGUUACUAAGCAGUCUAUAAAGUUGUCAUUUACAAUUACUGAUUCAAUUUGAAAUGUAGAAUGAAAAAAUUUUAAUAAAAUGUAUCAAACAACUUAUAAAA
Messenger RNA from Gorilla gorilla gorilla (western lowland gorilla), 2968 nucleotides. It is a transcript of the gene PRMT3, whose product is annotated as protein arginine methyltransferase 3. Gene Ontology annotation, molecular function: histone methyltransferase activity; protein-arginine N-methyltransferase activity. The transcript is spliced from 16 exons. The record is from RefSeq and is a predicted model, not a curated record. Bases 500 to 2095 code for a protein of 531 amino acids. Gene Ontology annotation, biological process: peptidyl-arginine methylation, to asymmetrical-dimethyl arginine; chromatin remodeling. Gene Ontology annotation, cellular component: nucleus. NCBI's taxonomy places the organism in Eukaryota, Metazoa, Chordata, Mammalia, Primates, Hominidae.